AUGGAGGGAAUUUUAAGGGCCGUGCUUGGAGGUGCCAAAUUGGGGGACUCCUGGACGUGUGGCCAUCAACUGGAGGACCAGGGAAAGCAGGAGAGACAUUUGAGGUGUUUGUUUGCUACUCCCAAGCGAAACACCUGUGGGGAGAGAAGACUUGGCUGUAACGAGCUUGAGAGAAGUUUCAGGCGGACCUCCCCCUUCAUAAGGAAGCAGAGAGUGCCCAGGGGAGAGAGGCCUCAGAAAUGGAAUGGGCCACGAAAGAGCUUGAAACGCCAAAGGACCUUUGUGGAAAAGAAGCCGUUUAACUGCACAGAAUGUGGGAAAGCCUUCAUUUACCAUUCGGACUAUCUUCUCCACCAGAGAAUUCACACCGGAGAGAAACCCUACAAGUGUAACGAUUGCGGGAAGGCGUUCAGCAACAGCUCGUAUUUCAUCCAGCACCACAUCAUCCACACGGGAGAGAAGCCCUAUGCCUGCAAGGAGUGCGGCAAGGCCUUCACUCAGAGCUCGUCGCUCACCGAGCAUCAGAGGAUCCACACUGGAGAGAAGCCAUACAAAUGCAGGGAAUGUGGGAAGGCCUUCACUCAGAGCUCCUCCCUCAUUAAACACCAGCGAUGCCACACCGGGGAGAAACCCUAUAAAUGCAACCAGUGUGGGAAGUUCUACUCACAGGUGUCCCACCUCACCCGCCACCAGAAAGUCCACACGGGUGAGAAGCCCUACAGAUGUGGCGAGUGUGGCAAGGCUUUCUGUCACACUUCCUCGCUGACUCAGCACCAGACAAUCCACACGGGAGAGAAACCCUACAAAUGUAACGAGUGUGGGAAGACCUUCAGCCACAGCUCAUCCCUCACGCAGCAUCAGCGAGUUCACACUGGAGAAAAACCCUACGAGUGCUCUGAGUGUGGGAAAGCCUUCAGCCACAGCUCAUCCCUGACUCAGCAUCAGAGAAUUCAUACCGGUGAGAAGCCCUAUGAGUGUAAUGAGUGUGGGAAGGCUUAUACGCAGAUUUCCCACCUCAUGAGGCACCAGAGCAUUCACAUGGGGGAAAAGCCCUAUAUAUGUAAUGAGUGUGGAAAGGCUUUCAGUCAUACAUCAUCAUUUACUCAACACCAGACUAUUCACACUGGUGAGAAGCCCUACAAAUGUAACGAAUGUGGGAAAACCUUCAGCCAGAACUCUUCACUUACACGCCACCAGAGGAUUCACACUGGGGAGAAGCCCUAUGAGUGUAAGGUUUGUGGGAAGGCCUACACCCAGAUUUCCCACCUCAUCCAACACCAGAGGAUUCACACUGGAGAGAAACCUUACGAAUGCAGUGAGUGUGGGAAAGCCUUCAGCCGGAGCACCCACCUUAUCGAGCAUCAGAAAAUCCACACGGGUGAGAAACCUUACAAGUGUAAAGAGUGUGGGAAAACGUUCAGUCACAACUCGUCCCUCACUCAACAUCAGAGAAUUCACACUGGCGAGAAACCCUACGCCUGUAAGGAAUGCGGGAAAGCCUUCAACCAGAGCAUCCACCUCAUACAGCAUCAGAGAAUUCACACUGGAGAGAAGCCGUACAAAUGUAACAACUGUGGGAAAACCUAUACCCAGAUUUCACACCUUAUUCAACACCAGAAGGUUCACACGGGUGGCAAACGCUUUGCGUGUAAGGAGCGUGAAGAGGAUUUCAGCUGGAGUUCACACCUGACUGAACAUGAGAGACUUCACACUGCACGCAGUGCCUAUGUCUGCGAUGGUUUUGAGAAAGCCUUUUCUUGGAGCACACAAGCCUGA
Molecule: messenger RNA, 1776 nt
Organism: Ceratotherium simum simum (southern white rhinoceros)
Lineage: Eukaryota; Metazoa; Chordata; Mammalia; Perissodactyla; Rhinocerotidae
Source: RefSeq, a predicted model, not a curated record